This is a messenger RNA of Colletotrichum lupini, 96 nucleotides long. RefSeq lists its product as uncharacterized. The coding region runs from base 1 to 96 and encodes 31 amino acids. The transcript has a single exon. The record is from RefSeq and is a predicted model, not a curated record. NCBI's taxonomy places the organism in Eukaryota, Fungi, Ascomycota, Sordariomycetes, Glomerellales, Glomerellaceae.
AUGAACAAGGCUCACGCCCACCACACACCCAAGUCGAGGUCUCCAGCAACCACCCUCCUCCCCACCACGCCCCCUUUCCGCUCGACGCACCCCUGA